Messenger RNA from Brassica oleracea var. oleracea, 813 nucleotides. Its product is annotated as glutathione S-transferase T3-like. Bases 1 to 813 code for a protein of 270 amino acids. Lineage: Eukaryota; Viridiplantae; Streptophyta; Magnoliopsida; Brassicales; Brassicaceae. The record is from RefSeq and is a predicted model, not a curated record. The transcript has 3 exons.
AUGGAACCUUUCUCCCUUAACUCUCCCGGGUUUGUUAACUUAUUAGCUUCGCAGAGCAGUACACCAAUAGACGUAGACUCUGCUGAGGCAGCUGGUAACUCUCCCGGGUUAGUUAAACCAUUGGAAAGGAGAAAGUGGGGACCCAAAGAAGACCUUGUGCUCAUUAGUGCUUGGUUGAACACGAGCAAGGAUCCCAUAGUCAGUAAUGAGCAGAAGCUCAUUGGCUCCGUUCCUAGAGAGUGGAGUCAAUGUAAGCAGAGGUGGGGAAGAGUGAAUGAGCAGGUGUGCAAGUUUGUGGGAAGCCAUGAAGCCGCUUUGAAGGAGCAAGCGAGUGGCCAAAAUGAGAAUGAUGUCAUGAAGGCUGCUCAUGACAUCUUCUUAAAUGACUAUCAUGUCAAGUUCACCCUUGAACAUUGCUGGAGGGAAUUGAGGUUUGAUCAGAAAUGGAGAUCACACUCUUUCUCGAGAGAUGGUGCAAAGGAGAAAAGGAAGGAAGCAGGUCCGGAGGUGGUGCCUGACGAGGAAGAGGUUAGGCCUCCUGGUGUUAAGGCUAGCAAAGCAGCCAAACGCAAGAAGCACGGGAAUGAAACAGCUUUUGAUCAAAUACAGAGCAUGCUAGCUCUGAAAAAUAACAUUUUCAAACAAAAGAUCCUUGAUCAUCUCCUAGCCAAAAACGAAGACACACUUUCUGAUCAAGAAGUCACAGGUUCCAGGUCACGGGUUGCAGGUCACGGGUUGGAGGUCACGGUGUUGCAGGUCACGGGUUCCAGGUCUGUUUGUUUCACAGGUAGUUUAAGCCACAGGAAAGUGUAG